UCGCUCUUCUUCCGAUAUAUGCUGCACGUGACGCCUGAGAGAGAAAGUGGUUGCUGACAGUCAGCUGACACGGCUGAUGUUGCAGUUGCGAGUUUUAGGAGGUAGCGCUUGCAUUUCCUACUACAAGGUCAAAGUAGAACCAGAACCACCGAAAACAUGUCCGGAGACGCUGUUGUUACAGAUACUCAGAACCCUGGAUGGACUUGAUGGCUUCAGCUGCUUGGAAGAACUAAUACUGGACAACAAUCAACUUGAUGAUCGUUUCGCUUUCCCACCGCUGCCAAAACUUCACACAUUAACUUUAAAUAAAAACCACCUGACAGAUUUGGAAUCUCUCUUAAAUACACUGGCUUCAGUCGCUCCUGUUCUAGAAUAUCUCAGCUUGCUGGGGAACCAAGCAUGUCCUAAUGAGCUAGUGAGCCCAGAGAAAGAUGAAGAUGAUUAUCAGAGAUACAGGUAUUUUGUUCUGAAUAAACUUCCAAAACUAAAGUUUCUGGAUGCCAGGAAAGUAACAAGGAAAGAGCAAGAAGUAGCAGUUUCAAGAGGAGCCUUUAUGAAAAUUGUUAAGCCAAAAGAAAUACAGGCUCCCAGUAGCGCAGAGUACAGCUCUCCAGACACGGCUUACACUCCAUUGCCAUGUUUAUCCAGGGAUCCAACAAAUCACAGAGGAGUUUCAGGGAAAUGUCACUAUAUUUACUAUGGAAAACAUUCAGAAGGAAACCGUUUCAUUCGUGAUGACCAGCUCUGACUUUCAGGACUAUGGCUUUCAUGCAACAUCAGACACUUGAUCUGCGGGGUUUACUGCAAAUGUUCCUUAACUCAAUCAAGAAAUUUAAGUGGAAUGUAAACAAUGUGGGAAACCAUAUUCUUUGUAACUGAAUGCAAAACAAUGUUGAAAUCUGUGAUUUGUACCCUUGUUACUAGAGAUUCGUAAAAUGAAAAUAUCACUUUUAAAAGAGAACCCCUCUUCUUUAAAACAGUAAAAACUACAAAAUAAUUUUUCAGCAUACAUGUUCCUUGACUCAAGCAAGAAAUGUGUGAAGUGGAGUGGAAGGUCAAUAAUGUAACUGAAUAUUCUUUGUAACUGAAUGAAAACAAUGUUGAAACCUAUGAUUUGUAUCCUUGUUACUAGAAAUUCGUAAAAUUAAAAUAUAACUUUAAAAAAGAACCCCUUUUUAAAAUAGUGAAAACUACAAACUAAUUUUUCAGCAUACAUUUUAUCCAUGGAUGGUUGUUCUGUAUCUAUUGUUCGCUUCUAAAAUGUACUUGCUUUGACUGUGCAAUAUCAAGUUGUCAUAAAGCCCA
This is a messenger RNA of Xenopus laevis (African clawed frog), 1305 nucleotides long. It is a transcript of the gene lrmda.L, whose product is annotated as leucine rich melanocyte differentiation associated L homeolog. The coding region runs from base 77 to 748 and encodes 223 amino acids. Lineage: Eukaryota; Metazoa; Chordata; Amphibia; Anura; Pipidae. The transcript has 6 exons. The record is from RefSeq and is a predicted model, not a curated record. Gene Ontology annotation, biological process: melanocyte differentiation.